Messenger RNA from Chelmon rostratus (copperband butterflyfish), 5147 nucleotides. RefSeq names its product periphilin-1-like. The coding region runs from base 150 to 2000 and encodes 616 amino acids. Gene Ontology annotation, cellular component: nucleoplasm. Lineage: Eukaryota; Metazoa; Chordata; Actinopteri; Chaetodontiformes; Chaetodontidae. The transcript has 11 exons. Gene Ontology annotation, biological process: protein localization to heterochromatin; negative regulation of gene expression, epigenetic; negative regulation of DNA-templated transcription. The record is from RefSeq and is a predicted model, not a curated record.
UUACGACUUCCUCUUGAGCUAUGAUACGAGCUGGAAUUGCUAACAACAGUGCUAAUACCAUGGCGCUUUCUCAUUCAGUCAUAAUAACGUCAUACAUUUCAGCAAAACGCAAAGUCGCGUAUUACCAUUGAGAGCAGCGGCGGUGUCAUAUGAAGUAUUCAGAUAGACAUCUUGAGCAUACCAGACGGGGAACCAAAAUCAUUCCUUCAACAGUGAUGGCAUAUCAACGCUGUCGAAAAUCAAUUAGAGAGGAGUAUGAGGAGCAGUUCCCCGCAUUGGAUGGAAGAGAGGUGACAGUCCAUCGAGUUGUUAAUAUUGUUGAAAAGAAGAACCCUAUGCCUCGACCAGGGAUAGAAUUUGACAGAGGCUUUAAUGAUGACCAGUGGUAUGGUGGUCCUCGAAAUUACCAGGACGCAAGAGAAUGUCACGGUGAAGGCAGUUACCCAUCCAAUGAACGCCGAUACUUUGAUGACAAUCCCAAUUUUCGCAGAAAUUCUUCACAGCCUCGAAAUGAGGGCCCGUACUCCCAACAGUGUUAUAGCAGAGAUGAUUUGAGGCAUCAGUUAGGCUCAAGGAACAGUCGCAGAACUCGGCCCUAUUUCCGCAACAGAGGCCGAGGGUCCGGCCCUCCUCAAAGAGAGGACCACAGUGACUACCGGAUCUCUGCGCCUGUGGCAGCCAAACGGGAACGCUCUCCCGGAAGCAGGGAAGCCCAGCCACCAGUCCGCUCCGGAUCAAACACCAGCAACAGGAGCUUCUCCCCAGACAGGGACAAAGGCUACACGCACCAGCAGGCCCAGAAAAAGCAUAAACCCAAUGUGCUGACGAGCCACGCUCCCAGCAGCUCUGUGGAGGGGUCUCCUCACAGCUCAGGAUCUUCAAAGGAAAAAACCCCUGCAUCUGCAGCGGAGACGGAGGAGGCGGUGGCUGCCAGCAUGGAGCCAAAGCUGACACCAGAGGACGGCUUCAAGGCUCGCCGGUUGGAGGCCAUUAAAGCUAAGGCUCUGGAAAUUGAGAAGCAUUACAGGCAGGACUGUGAGACAUUUUGCACAGUGGUGAAGAUGUUGGUGGCCAAGGAGCCCAGUUUGGGUAAUCUGCUGCAGGCUCCACUGGAUGAGAACCUGUUGGAGAUCAAACAGCGCUGCCUAGAGUCCCUAAGGCACUUUGUGAAGGAGCUGGACGAGACCAUUGGCCGAGGAGGAGACAGGCCUGACCUUGGCAGCCCCCACACAUCGUCUACCACACACAUGCAGACAGAAGAGGAUUUUUCGCACCAAUGUUGCACCAACACCACUUGCACUGAUGAAAAACAAGAGGGAAGUAGGCAACCUGCAAAUAGAGGGGACUCUGCCCCUGUCCCAGCCGGGAAUCAAGGAGAAGGAAGAGGAAAGCACACUGGGGACACAGAGGAUUCCACAUCUGUCCCAGAAACAUGUAGACCUGGGAGACCAGAGAAUCUGGCUACUCCUGGAUCAGAAGAUAGUCACUCUGAGCCGAUGGAGUUGCUGUCUGUGAGCCCCCUGCCUCCUGCUCAGCAAGGCCUUCAAAAGCGCCUGCAGCUGUACAACAGCAAGGGUGAAAAAUUCAGUUGUACCCAUCUCUCAAAUCCUCAGGCCUGGCAGGAUAUAACCUAUGCAAGGCCAGGAUGGAUACCAGACCACCUGCCAUAUCUAACACCGGGUAAACGGUAUUGGGAACUCAGGGCUAACAGCACUGUUGUCUUUAGAGGUACUCCGCCAUAUGGAGAAGGUCAGAAGAAGGAGAAGGUUGCCUGUGGAGUCACCUGUUACAUACACGUCGAAGGCCCUUGGUGCGAGGUCCAGUCCCACAAUGGGACCAGGAUCUGUGCCCUCGCUGCCCCUCCAACAACUGCCUGGAUCUCACCUGUGAUCAUGCAGGGACCACCAGAGCUGAAUGCAAGAGAGGGUUUAAGGAGAAGGCCAAGAGUGCAUUCUGCCAGCGUUCCCUAUCUGAGCAAGCAAAAGGGGAGUCAAGCUUAAGAGAUGAAAAAACAUGCUCUAAUUUAAGCUUUUCCUCAAAAACCAUUAACUUCACCCUGCUUGGGUGAAUCAUGGAUGCAUGUUGUGUAUAACCAAAGAGGCGUGUUGUAUUCAGUGUUUAACCAUGUAUAGACAAAGACACCCUGUUAUACAGCAGGAGUGGAAACCCCCUCAGCUCCACUGUAAAAAAAGGAACAGUAGCAUAAAGAGAGCACAUGGAGAGAACACAGAACACACAAGAAGAGUUUAGAGAGACUAAAGCAGUACCCUUCAUGGGGCAAAAUCUAGAAGCGCAGCCUUUAAUACUGUUGACCAUAUAAUCUUUCGUCAGUGCCUUGACCACUCUUUAGGCCUUAGGGGCACAGUUCUUAACUGCCUUUGCUCUGAUUGUACUGGAAAAUCAUUCUCUGUUUCUAUUGGCAACUUUGAAUCAGAUCACGUCAGGAUUCAAUAUGGAGUCCCUCAGGGCUCAAUUCUUGGUGCACUGGUGUUUAGUUUGUUUAUGCCACCACCUUGCUUUUUAUUUUGAAGUGCAUUGAGUCUACUCCUUUUGAAUGAAAUAGGCUAUAUAAGUAUUUUGAUCGUUUCCAUUCUCUCACCUAAGGCUGCUUCAGUGACACUUUGGUCAAUUUGAGACCCCUUGGCUUUAUGAUUCUCUACAAAAAUUCAAAUCUUAGCCACUGAGACAGAUGGGCUAGCACUAGAGGUGUUGUGACAGGAGCCCUAGGUAGAGAGGUACUGAUACUGAUAACCUCUAGAAGUAAAGAUACCUUCUUAACACAUCCUGAAAAUCCUGAUCAGCUGGGCAGGAGGUAGUGUAGUAGAUCAGUAAAGUAUGUAUUAAAAAAUUCUGAAGGUGGCACUUUUCCACAUCCUGAGGCAUAAAUAGAUUAAAUACACAAUGCCAGAUUAAGUAACUGUUAAAAUGGAUGUACUGUUGUGGAGUACCUAUACUAUUAUUCAAAGUAAAAUCAAAAGGGUCUUAACACUUAAUACACCCUGAAAUUUGCUGUGUAAUGUCCUGCAAUUUAUAGUGUAAUUUCAUUUUAUGAAUUGCUACGUAUAAAAUACUUAGAGAUUCUUACUGGUACUUAAAGCAGAAUAAACCAGACAAAGGGAAAUAAGAGGGAAACAAGUGGAAAUUUUAGAGGAAAGGAGAAAAAAUAAUAUUGUGUAAAGUAUUGGGUACCUGCAGGAUACAGUGCUGGUAAACACAGUAUCUAUACAGUAUCUAAUAAGUAAUGAUGGUAUAGCGUGAUGAUGACUGUGAUGUGCCACCAAAACAUAGCAUAACGAUGAAGUGCAGUAAAAACAAGUGCUUAUGCCUUUCUAUCAUGGCAGCUGUGACAAUCAUUUCUUAAAGGUGUGGCCUCAUGAGGUGAGCUACACCCACAUUCCAGGCAUAAAGUAUUCCUCUGUCUUCUACUUCAUUGUAUGAUUUGUAAUAAUAAGUCAAAAAAUGGAUCUAUACAUUUGAAAAUUUGCUCCUAGCAGGAAUGUUUGUCCAGCACUACAGCGGGUAGGCUGGACAUAAAAAACAUAAAAAUGUAGUGUGAAAAUAUAAUCCUGCACGUACAAACCGAAGGACACACAGGAAACAUUUAAGUGAAACAGAAGUUCUUACUAAUUAAUUAACUGUCAUUAUUGAAUAUGAAAAUACUAUAUUAGCAUAAUAAAUAUUUUGAGGGCAAUGAAAGUGUCAGUACUGCUCCUCUGAUUGACACAGAAGUGAGCCAAUUGGGUGAAUUGUUAUAGAGCAGAGUCACCAAUUAGCACUGCUUGCUAGCUAACGGGGUGUCUUAGCCCAGACUGCUGUAGGGGGAUUCCUCAUCGAGGUUUUUUACUUUUUACAAACUCUAUUUUUAUGCUUUUUUUAUGCACUCUGCCACCUUGUUUGGAUUCUAAAUACAUGCCUUAAUCACUGAAAAAUUGAAAUGUGUACAUCAAAAACUGUUGCUUACUUGAUGAUGAGAGACACUGGUUGAAUGGAUGGUGAGCCAAGCUACAGAAAGUAGUUGGACUCCCAUUCUUCCUGCAUGCUUUUUUAGUUUUCAAUUCACCUGGUCUUUCAGAUUUAUACUAUUGCUGAACCUCUUAUUCAAAUCUCAGGCUCCUGUUGUCCUACUUCUUCUGACACUGGUCCACAUUCACAGUCUUAUUGAUAAGACUAUCUUAAUCCAGGUUGCACAUGGGGGUUGUGCAAUUAACCCUAUAUUUGAGAAGUAUCUAAAAUACUUUAUUCCCAGUGUGAAAUGUUCUCACGAAUUGAAUCCAUUCCCAUUGCAAGGAAUGAAAGCUCACCACAGCUGCUGUUCUUCAUUAACGAGCAAACUACAACAGCAGAAAAGAAAGCCGGUGGCUCGUUCCUUGUCCUCAUCAUCAUGUCUUCAUCGAAGGAGUAAAAGAAGAGGAAGAGCAUGAAGAAAAAGGAAGCUCAACAAGAAAAUCAAAAAUGUUCAAUUUUGUUUUGGUAUAUACAUAAUAAAAAACUUUUAUAUUCCAGCCUGCAUACUUUGUUCUUACUGCAUAAUUAUAGGGUAAAACGGGGAGUACAGUAGAUACUCGAUAAUCCAGCCCGCACAUGUAAUAUUAUUGUAUAAUUAUAAGGUAAAAAGGUGGCACCCCUGGUUAGGAGCUGCUGUGCAGUGUUGGACGAACAUCCCUGCUAGCAAGCUUCAUUUUUCGACAUAUUCAAUACAAACAAUGAAAUAGAAAAGGGCAAAAUCACUUGUUUUUAUAGCACUUAACAAACCUUUUGGUAGCACAUCACAAAUGAAGUACUUAAUUAGUGACUAGAUAAUGCAGAGAUGGUACUGCAAGAUGCUGUUGUCAACCAUUCAGCUCUUUUUACCAGCACUAUACCCCUUCUUGUGGUUUGCAUACGUUUAAGUACCAGUGGAAACCUGUAACUAUUUUAUACUAAGCACUGAUUCAUACAAUGAAUUUGUCGUAAAUUGCAGGAAGCUAUACAGUAUUAUAGGCAGUAUUAUGAAGUGUUAUAAGAACGCCUGAACAACUUAAAUUUGAAGCUUCAGCUGCAUUUUCAUCACGGACCAUGUCGUGGAAAAACAGUCAGAUAUUAAGUUCAAUCGAUUGCAGGGUCUACGAGGGCAACUAACACUUGGUACAAGUCUUCUUCAGCCAGUA